This is a messenger RNA of Neofelis nebulosa (Clouded leopard), 6768 nucleotides long. It is a transcript of the gene FSD1L, whose product is annotated as fibronectin type III and SPRY domain containing 1 like. The record is from RefSeq and is a predicted model, not a curated record. Gene Ontology annotation, molecular function: protein binding. NCBI's taxonomy places the organism in Eukaryota, Metazoa, Chordata, Mammalia, Carnivora, Felidae. Bases 208 to 1734 code for a protein of 508 amino acids. The transcript is spliced from 14 exons.
UGGCAACCGCGGCGCGACGACGGCGCGCGCGCGGGCUGGGCGCGGACCGGGCGGGGUCGGUUCUGUCUGAGGCUGAGGCUGAGGCUGAGGCGGCGGCGGAGGAGAGGGGGCGGCCGCGGGUAGCAGUGCUGGCUUGCCCGACUUCCCUCCGCCUCGCCGCAAGGUUCUUCGACGCGGUUUCGGGCCCAGUAGACAUAGCCCCUGGCCAUGGACUCCCAGAAAGAAGCUCUACAAAGGAUCAUUUCAACUCUGGCAAAUAAAAAUGAUGAAAUUCAGAACUUUAUUGAUACACUAAAUCAAACACUAAAAGGAGUUCAGGAAAAUUCUUCUAACAUACUUUCAGAGUUAGAUGAAGAAUUUGAUAGUUUAUAUUCUAUUUUGGAUGAGGUGAAAGAAAGUAUGAUUAACAGUAUCAAACAGGAACAAGCUCGUAAAUCACAAGAGUUACAGAGUCAGCUCAGUCAAUGUAAUAAUGCCUUGGAGAACUCAGAAGAACUAUUAGAAUUUGCAACACGGUCAUUAGAUCUAAAGGAACCUGAAGAAUUUUCAAAGGCUGCCAGACAGAUCAAGGAUAGAGUAACAAUGGCUUCAGCCUUUCGCCUUUCUUUGAAACCAAAGGUCAGUGACAACAUGACUCAUUUAAUGGUGGAUUUUUCUCAGGAAAGACAGAUGCUGCAAACUUUGAAGUUUUUGCCAGUUCCUAAAGCUCCAGAGAUAGAUCCAGUAGAGUGUUUGGUGGCUGACAAUUCUGUAACAGUGGCUUGGAGAAUGCCAGAAGAAGAUAAUAAAAUUGAUCAUUUUAUACUGGAAUAUCGGAAAACUAAUUUUGACGGACUUCCACGUGUAAAGGAUGAGCGAUGCUGGGAGAUAAUUGAUAAUAUUAAGGGUACUGAAUAUACACUAUCAGGCUUAAAGUUUGAUUCAAAGUAUAUGAAUUUCAGAGUUCGAGCUUGUAACAAAGCUGUAGCUGGAGAGUAUUCUGAUCCAGUGACUCUAGAGACCAAAGCACUAAACUUCAAUUUGGAUAGCUCAUCAUCCCAUUUGAACCUGAGAGUUGAAGAUACCUGUGUAGAGUGGGAUCCUACAGGAGGAAAAGGUCAAGAAAGUAAAAUGAAAGGAAAAGAGAAUAAGGGCAGUGUCCAUGUUACUUCACUGAAGAAACAUACAAGAAGUGGCACGCCGUCCCCCAAACGGACAUCCAUAGGCUCCAGGCCACCAGCAGGAAGAGGCAGCAGAGAUCGUUUUACUGGGGAAUCAUACACAGUGCUGGGAGACACUGCCAUUGAAAGUGGACAACAUUAUUGGGAGGUCAAGGCCCAGAAGGAUUGUAAAUCCUACAGUGUGGGAGUAGCAUACAAGACUUUGGGGAAAUUUGACCAAUUAGGAAAGACAAACACUAGUUGGUGUGUCCAUGUCAACAACUGGCUGCAAAACACAUUUGCAGCAAAGCAUAAUAAUAAAGUCAAAGCCUUGGAUGUUACUGUUCCUGAGAGAAUAGGUGUAUUUUGUGAUUUUGAUGGGGGUCAACUUUCUUUCUAUGAUGCAAGCUCAAAACAGUUGUUGUAUUCCUUUAAGACAAAAUUUACUCAGCCAGUACUACCUGGUUUCAUGGUUUGGUGUGGUGGACUUUCUUUGAAUACUGGGAUGCAGGUCCCAAGUGCUGUGAGAACGCUUCAGAAAAGUGAAAAUGGAAUGACGGGUUCAGCUAGCAGCCUAAACAAUAUUACUCAGUAAUGCUUACUCAGAAUAUAUUUCACCCCCUUUGGGUGGCCUUUUCUGUGCAGUUACUAAUCACAGAAAUUUACAAGUGGUGGAAAUCAGGUUUGCUACCUUCUGCUUUAAGGCCUGGGAUGUGUUAGCAUUAAGCAUCUAGUACCAAGUACUCACGGGAACCUACUGUGCAGUAGCAUCAAGCAAGCAGAUUCUGAGCAAGAAACUGAUGUUUCGAAGAGCAAAUGGGAAGAAAGGCAGUGUUUAAAUAGUUACAUAGAAACUCAUUUUUGUGUUUCUUGGAUUACUUUGGCUCUCCUAAAAUGUUUAGUUAGUAUGUAGCCCUAGGACCUGAGAGGAAAGCAUUUAAAUCUUGUCUUCUUUCCCCUGUACUUUCUCUUUAUCUUGUCACUACCUAUUAUUAGGUUCUUACACUGAAGCUUCAAAAUUCAAAAAUACAGUCUUCUAAGGUUGUCUAAAAAUCGAAAUCAUUGGUUGGGGAUGCUAGAAAUGUUUUCUUAAUUGUUGUCCUUUCGUAAAGAAGUUGAGUUUUGCUAAAUUAUCCUCUUUUGUUUUACUGACUAGAUUGUUUAUCAUUUUCUCUUUUCCAAAUAUUGUGACAUUUCUCUUAUUUGAGUUAAAACUCAAAAUAGAGUGGAUAGGAAGAGUUUAGCUUAAAAUCACCCAUACAUUAGUUGUCGCUGUUGUUGUUUUUAACCUGCUGCACUAACAGUGGCAAAGGGAUAUUCUUUAUAUGUUGCCUUGUUUAAUUAGACUUCUUUUCAUUCCAUCAUUUUGGAUGAUGGAUAAGAUUUUUUAAAGCUUUCUAUUUUCUGAUUUUGUUGUCACAUUUAGUACUACCUUUAAUAGUUGUCUUGGUAAAAUUCUCACUUGAAUUUGGUAGUAAUUGAUAAUUAUACUGAUUUUUAAUAUUUCUAGUAGGAAUGAAAUUUUAUUAAAGUUUAAAAAAAGGUAGAAAAACCUACAUCAUUUAAGUUUUAUCUAAGAAGAUAGGUUAUAAAGGGAGGUGCCUAAAACUACUGAGGUCAUUUAUGUCUGCUUUUUAAUAAGGUAUGGAAUGGUUUAAACAAGUGUUUUGAAAAAUGUCUACAUAUCUCUGACUUAUUUACCAUAUAAGUUUUUCAAACGUAACUAUUCAGAGGUUAUUUUUCACAUUUGCCUUCCAAAGGGGUAUAAUUCUUCCAAAAAUCAUCAUAGAAUAAUCCUUCCCAACCUUAGGGAAAAUAUGUUAAACCGUGAAUAAAACCCAUAGUUAUUGAGCAGAACAUACCUAUUUUUUAAAAGUUGGUUAAAAUUUUUAAUACAAGUUCUUUGAGCCAAACUGAAAGUUGCGAUUUCAGUAUUUAAGAACUCCUUGAACGUUUUAGGUGGUCUCUGGAAUUUACUUUCUCAUGUUGACCUUUUUUCAUUCUUAUUUUAAGGGUAUUAUGCUCUGACAACCUUCUCCCAAGAAGGGACUAUUGCUGCUUACAUCUGAGCUGCCUUUUACAGAAAAACCUGUGAAAUAGUAAUAGCUCAUUCUCUCCUCAAGUUUACUGUUUACUGAUAUAGGGUGUUUUGUUUUUUGGUAAAACAGACCUAAAUGAGGAAUUUUGUUUGAAUUAGGUAUUAUUUUUCCAGAGGGCAUUUAUAUCUGCACCAUUGUCUCAUGACAUAUUGGUAGUUUUUAAAGACUAUAAGGCAGUUGAGAGAAUGAAGUAUGUCAACAGAUAUCCUUUUGAUUCUCCAAACAACUAUAAUAUUGGGUUUUGUUCUUCCUAAAGAUUUUGAAAAAUUUUUGGAUAUUCUGUUCCCUACAGUGGUGUUAUUCCAGGACCUAAGAAACAGGAAGUUACAAUUCUCUUUCAUAGAGUCAAAUCUGAAAUUAGUAAUUUAGUGGUGGAGCUGCUUUAUGUGAACAAUUACACAUGUAUAGUUUAGCAAAAUUGACACAGAAAAAGCCAGAAGUUCUUGUAUAAAAUUUUUUACUAUUACGUCUUAUGUAAUUGUGUCUUCUCUUUAAUUCAGUGCCUUCUUCCUCUAAGUGUGCUCUUACUUCAUGCCCCCUGCAGCGUCAACUGAUAAUUUAAGCCAGAGACCAUUAUGUUAUACUGGUGAGGGCCUUCUAUUGCAGGUGUAUGGAGCAGAGGAUUAAUCAGGGGCUGGAGGAGUGCAUAUGCUUCUAUUCUGUGCUCAUGCCAUCAUUUGAAACCCUUCAUUUAAAUUUUUUAAUAUACAUUUGGAAAAUUCAUUUGAAGUAAUAACAAGUAUUACUUCAAAAUAAAAAUCUGAGGUUUUUCUGUUACUAUGUAUGCUUCUUAAAGGUCUCUAUAAAGAACAAAAGUUUUAAGUUUAUAUGUGUUAAGUUAAACUGGAAAAGUCUGCCACCCUCCUUUUCAAACUAGAAAAUAAUCAACUGUAGUGCCUAUUUAAAUAGUAUCAAAUUAAGGUAACUCUUGACCAUAAUAUAUAACAUUCUCAAUGUCAUUUGAAUUAAAAACUAUUGAGCCUUUUUGCUCAAAUUUAAUGCAUUGUGGGAAGAUGGUAUACCCUUUCAGACUUUAUUAGUUUGUUUACUCUUUGUUUUGACAGGUCAAACAUGAUUGCUUUCUGUAAAAGAAAUGCAUGAGAGGUUGACGGUAAUAGAUGUGUUACAGGUAUAAAAAUUGUUUUAUAAAAACGUGCAUUUGAUAUUGCAUUUCUCUUUUAGCAGUUGAAUCCCAAACCAGUUUUAGUAAACUGGGUUAAAGAAAUGAAGGAAUUGCCUUAAGCACUUUAGAAAAAAAAUUUUUUUACAAUUCAUUUUGACUCUUUGGGCUUACUCUGUCACCUAUGUGUUUAACUUUUGGUAAAUAUGUAUAUAUGAAGCAUUUAAUAACUGAGUGCACAUAGAAAUUUAAUAUACAGUGAUUCUUUGAAUGUCCCAGGCAUAGGUAAACAAAUUAAAAGUAUUAGAGGCGUGCCUGUCUGUACAUGGGUUUUAUUGAUGGCAUCUGUACCGUGUUGACAAACCGUUAACUGCCACUGUACAGCUAGACUUGGCCUACUUUGUUCUGCAAACAGUAACUUUUUCCUGUGUUAUCAUUUAAAGAAACAUAUUGGGUUAGUUUUAUUUACUCACUUAUUAAAUUAAAGUAUGAACAGUGUCAUGUAUAAUUGGAAUUUUUGGUGACCGAUCUUUGGUGGUACAAAUAAUAAAAGUAAAUAAUUUGUAAUGAAAUAUUAUAAUUAAGCUCACAUACUCCAUUUCAUGACUUACCCAGAAUGAUUAUUUUUUCUCAAUACUUGUAAAAUUAUAGUUAUUUUGUUUCUUUUGAAAACAUGAAAAAAUUGACAAAGGAUAUAUAUAUAUAUAUAAUAUAUGAUUUCAAAGAGUAUUAAUUCUGGAAGAGGACACUGUUGACUUCUUACUAUAAAAUAUUAUGAUUCCAGGCUAAAAAUACUAAGGACUAUACUUUCAAAUCAUUGUAAUUCUUUUAAAAACCCCAUAUUUAUUAGAUCAGUGUCCAUUCAUUGGCUAAUUCAUACAACAGAUAAAUUUAAGUGUCUGUGAUACGGCAGCCGUACUUUGUAUCUGGAUUUCCACAAUUAGUGAAGUUUGAUUUACUGUACAUAUAGUUUUGCUACUUUUGAGUAAUGUGACAAAGUUUGCAUCUUAAAAACAAUGUUUCUGCUAGUAAGUCAAAUUUUAAAAAAUAAAUUAUUAAAGUUUAUAAAAAAUUCAAAUUAACUGCAUUAAUAUGGUUCAGUUUUACAUAGUCACAUAAAAUGGAUCUAGAACAGUUUCUUCCUUGAUUUUAUUUUAAACUGGAUAUAUUCUUUUAGGGAAGUGUAUGGUCAGCAUAAAUUUACUCAACACCCAAGUAACCAUAAAGUUAUUUGCUAUUUUUAAACAAAACAUACAUUUCAUAAUGUCAGUACUAGAACAUUAUAAUAGAUCAUGAAUAGUUCCUUAAUCAUUACAGAAUGAUUACCUCAUGUUCAGUAUGGUUUUAAAAACCUUUUAUGUGUAUCUUACAGUAUUCACAUUAUACAAAUAUUUGUGACCUGACAUGCUUUGUUACCUGGAAUAUUUGAUUAAUGUAAAUACUUAAGCUUUUUGAGUAAUUUGGAGUUUAAAUGGAUUGCGUUUCCUAUAUGUUGUUUUUAUUGAAAAGAUAUUGUUGGACUUGCCAUAUAAAGAUUAGUACUGGCUUAUAAAUAACAGAGAUUGCCAUAGUACUUUUCUCCUCAGACUAUCCAAUUAUUAAAUUAAAACAGUAUUUGUUAUUUCUGGGUCAGUAUAAGGUACUCACUUUUGAUUCAUAAUCAUUUGAGCUUUGUUAGUUUAAACUGAUACAUAUUCUUAAUGAUACCCAUUCACUCUAAGUUGGUCCUUGGGAAUGGGCAUUUAGAGGAUUUCACAGUAUGUAGGGCAGAAGGUGGGUGAAUGUGUUUGCUUUGGCUUGGAGCUUUAUAAGUUUGGACCAGUUUUAAAAUAAGUCAAAUUUUAAGUGAUUGGUAAAAGGCAUUUCUGUUAGUAUUGGAAAUUUUUUGAGAGCCUAAGGGCUGUAAGAAUGCAUAUGUAUUUUAACAUUUUCCUCUAAGGUACCAAAGCACGGAGUCUCAUUUACCACUUAAGGGAGACUCUUUAAAAUAAAAUUUAUAACUAAUUCAUACUAUAAGACAUAUAACAAUUAAAGUUUUGGAACAACUUACAUUAAAAACCACUAGUCUUUAAGAUUUCUGGAUAUAAAAAGUAUUUUGGUUUCACUUCUUUUAAAGUAAUUAAAUUCAAAAUUAAUCGCUUUCUACCAUAUACUGAGUAGAUCUAUGACCUCAGCAUAGUAAAUCAUUUCUCAUCUUUGGGCCUCCACUGCCUUACAUAAAAUAAUUAUAACUUGUUCAGCUUACCUCCCAGGGCUGUCGCGAGAAAUAAAAUGAAAUGGAGUAUGUGAAGUUGCUUCAACAGUAAAAUGCUAUGUAAAUGUAAGGCGUUAUUUUCAGUGAAUAAUGGAUUUAAGUGUUGGGUACUUCUAGAUGUUCUUUCUUUUAAUAGAGCAUGUGCUUAAAGUGGUA